UCAAGACUGACUCUCUCAGGGAACUGUAUAGACAAGACUCUGCAAUCAAGGUUGACACUGUCAAGAGACUGUGUAUCAAGAAGCUGCCCAAAGUGCUGGUCAUCCAACUGAAGAGAUUUGAUUAUGAUUGGGAAAGGGAGACAGCUGUCAAGUUCAAUGACUACUUUGAGUUCCCCAGAGAGUUUGACAUGGCUCCGUACACAGCUGCUACCCUGGCCAAGACAGAGGGUGGAGAGGGCGUCUCCAGUGGAAAUAUGGACAGUGGGGACAAGCCCAGCAGUACGCCUGGAGACGAGCCAGGUGAUGGUGUGAGCACUAAGUACCGACUCAAGGGGAUCGUGGUCCACAGUGGGCAGGCCAGCGGGGGACACUACUACUCUUUCAUUCAAGUCAGGAAACCACCCGGCUCCAACACCCCCAAGUGGUUCAAGUUUGAUGAUGGAGAUGUCACUGAAGCAAAAAUAGAAGAUGAAGAGGAGUUCAAGGCUCAGGCAUUUGGUGGUGACUACACAGGAGAGGUCUAUGACCAUGUCCUAAAGAAGACUCACUAUCGCCGUCAGAAGAGAUGGUGGAGUGCCUACUUACUGUUCUAUGAUAGACUGGACCAAGAGAGUGCAUUUGAUGAGUGUCUAGAGAAGAUGAGUCCCCUGCCUGGGCCCAUCCAGCAGCUGGUGCAGAAACAGAACAUGGAGUUCAAUCACAACAAGGGACAUUUCAACUACUCAUACUUCCACUUCAUGAAGCAGCUGCUCAAUCUAAACUAUAACUACAUCAGAGCUCAACUGGAACAAGACCCCUCCAAAACUGCUGAGUUGGAGUCCCUUGGGUUGAGGUGUGUACAGCUGGCAACAACCUUCCUGUUUCAUUGUGGAUUCCAUACAAAGAAGACGUUGAGAGGUCCAGCGUCUGACUGAUACGAGGCCAUCCAGCCGUACCUCAUGUACAGUAUGAACAUUCGCCAUUGGUUUGUGGACACUGUGUUCCUACAGCACAAAGGCAGGUUCUGUGAGUACCUCCUCGAGUGCCCCUCCGUUGAGAUAAGGAAUGUAUUUGCCAAGCUGCUCACCUUCCUGUGCUGGGUAACCAACAAAGACCCUAAGAUCGAAGUGGAGGUUACCACUCACAAUGGAAUAGAGAAAUCUCAGACUGUGUUUAGUGAGAUAGCACUCAACGGUCUGUUGCAGCUGCUCAAGAAGGAGGUCUCAAAUCACAGCAGACAUUUACAGCAGUAUUUCCAAGUCUUCCUCAACUAUGCCAGCAAGGGGUCAUUUGAACGAUGAGACUGUGGGAAUUCCUUGAGUACUAUUCUAUGCACUUUUGGAGCUAAUUUGUGCCAAUAUUGUGCCGCAAUGGCUACAUAGACACUUGGCAGCACCAUCGUCUUUUAACCUCCCUCAAAGGGUUCACGCACCACUCUGACGGGCUCAUUGAGUCAUCCAACACGGACAAAACCACUACCAGAAGAAAGCCUAUCUUUGUAUCAAAUUUCUAAUUCACAUGUGCAAUAGAUGUCACCAGUUACAGAAGAUAUUAAACGAGGACAGCUACCUAAAGCAAGUGUGGAGCAUGGCGUUAGUUUGGCUGCAGACGGAAAUGGACAGGAGGCCGUACACUGGCACUGGGUACAGCUACUCCAGUUGGUCUCCACCUGCCCAGUCCAACGAAGCGUCCAACGGUUAUUUCCUAGAGCGCUCCAACAGUGCUAAGCUAACACUCAAGAGAGCAAAGGAGCUGUUCCCUCUACCAGAGCCCCCAGCUGAGAGCCGUGAGGAAGAGCAGGAGAUUGUACCCGGAGGUGACCCGGAUGCUGGGAUGCCAGCUGAGGCUGCCGAGACCCACGGGACAGAGCGUGGUGGUGACCAUGAGAACGAACCCGAGCGACCUCCGUCUCCACCACUCUUGGACACCAUUGACGAAGUUAAUGUAACUGAUGAGAACACUAGCUCUCAGCAACUGCAAGAGACUGACUAAAAAUAUUUAGUAAUAAUAGUUUUGUGUCUUUUAUCUUUGUAGAAGUCCUGAUUGUUGUAAUGGUGCUGUGUGGUACAUGUACAUGCAGGGUUGUUUCACUGCAUUAAUAUUUACUGUGCUUGAAAUAUUUAACACGCAGGAUUUAAUAAAUUGUCAUUUUACUUUCA
Molecule: messenger RNA, 2138 nt
Organism: Halichondria panicea
Lineage: Eukaryota; Metazoa; Porifera; Demospongiae; Suberitida; Halichondriidae
Product: probable ubiquitin carboxyl-terminal hydrolase FAF-X
Exons: 17
Coding region: 189-914 (241 amino acids)
Biological process (GO): protein deubiquitination; cell migration
Cellular component (GO): nucleus; cytosol
Molecular function (GO): cysteine-type deubiquitinase activity
Source: RefSeq, a predicted model, not a curated record